AUGCAGUUAAAAUUUUCAGAAACAGAUGGGUUUGUUUAUGAUUUACUUCAUUUCUUAUGGUUAAAAGAUCCAAUCUCAAAAGUAAGUAGAUAUAAUUAAUAGAAAGCACCAAAAAUUAAUAUUCCUUAUACUCUCUAAAUAAAAGCAGGAUAGGUGAAAUUUUGGUAUUUCAGUAAGGAGGGAGUAAUUUAUAGAAAGAGUAAAGAGAAAUUAGAUCCUGAUUAUUUGAAAUAGUUAUUUAAUUCAGAUAAAACAAAUAAAACAGAAGCAGUGUGGGUUUUUGAAGAAAAUGAUAAGCUUAAAUUUAAUUAUAUGAAUAAAAUGGAAGUUGGUCAUUUUAUUGAGAAAUUAGACUAUUUAGAUGAGGGUAUAUUAUAGGGAUUCAUAUAUCCUAAAAGAGAAUGUAACAGUACAAUAAAAUGUGUUUGGUAAAAGAAUAGUUGCAUUUUCGAGUAAAUCUAUAAUAUAAACAAAAUAUAAAACAAUUCUUUAAAUCCCAAUUAAAGAAUCACAACAUUUGAAACUGAUGGAGGUCCAACAAUAAGUACUACGUAUAUAUAUAUAUAUUUAUGCAAUUUUAUAGAUUAAAUUCAAAUGUCCUUGCUUAAUCAUUAGAAUUAAUUUGCUAAGAAAUCUGUUAACAUAUUAAUAAUGUGACAUUUGAGAAGAUUAAGAUAUCUUUAAUGGAAUUAUACUUUAGAUAAGGUGAAGAUGGUUUAAUAUAUUUAUUAUUCUGCUCUAAAGUUAGAACAACUACAUAAAAGAGUAAUAGUAGUAGUAAUGUGAGAUUAACUUUAAAAGUACCUUUACCUAAAGGUCCAAACAUAGUUGAAUAUACAAAUCAAAGAUGUGUUGGUUGUAAAGUAAUUUAGAAUGUAAAUUUAUUUGAGGAAGUAAAUAUGAUGCAUUUAUAUCACUCUUUAGAUAACUAUUAGAGAAAUUAUAGAAAGUUGGGAUAGACAUCAUGAAAUUAAAUAUAGACAAGAUCCUCCAAUUAUAGAAAUGGAUAAAAAUUGUUUGGUUCCGAAGAUUCUUAGAUUUAUUUAUCCAAGUUUGGACUUUAACCAUUAUUAAGGUUUAAAAUCGAAUUCAGCAUUCACUUACUAAAAAAUUAAAUUAUGUUUAAAGUGUUAUAAGAAUGUACAUGACAAUAAAUCUAGAUUUUCUACAGCCACCUAUUCUAUACAAAAAAAAAUCAUGAUGAGGUAGAAAUCUUCAUAAAGUACUUUUUAAUAUGAUACAUAAUCAAUUAAAAAGAGUUUACCAAGUUAAGAAUCAUUUACAUAAAAUACUCAAAGUUAAACUAAGAAUAAUAGUACUCAUAAAAGAAGCAUUUCUAAUACAUCUUAUAUGUUAAAAUACCGAUGUAGUACUUAAUUUGUCUUCAAUUAAUCUAUAAGCUAGAUAUUUAGAAACGAGUAAAGUUAAUAAAAAAUUUGA
Messenger RNA from Paramecium sonneborni, 1440 nucleotides. Lineage: Eukaryota; Ciliophora; Oligohymenophorea; Peniculida; Parameciidae. The record is from the annotation of a GenBank genome assembly.